AUCUGCCGAACGGUCUCCAACGCAAAUUUAUCCUACGCUAUAUAAUUGCCCUGAUCGCGAAACGCUCCCACUCGAAUUCGAAUUUCCAGUGACACGAUUCCCAAUUCCAACCCAGCCGAAUAGCUGAUUGUCUCCGAUCCCCAAUGGCAGAGCUGUUCUUUGGGAGCCCUUUCCGCCGCCUCCUCUACGCCCGCCCCUCCGCCGCCGGCUGGCCGUCGUCCACCACGGCGGCCAUGGACUGGGUGGAGACGCCGACCUCCCACGUCCUCCGGAUCAACGUCCCGGGCCUGGGCAAGGACGACGUCAAGAUCCAGGUCGAGGACGGCAACGUGCUGAGCGUCAGGGGCGUUGCGCCUGCCGCGGCGAAGGAGACGAAGGAGGAAAACGAGGAGGCCGUGUGGCACGUGGCGGAGCGCGGGAAGCCGGAGUUCGCGCGGGAGGUGGUGCUACCGGAGCACGUCAGGGUGGAGCAGAUCCGGGCGAGCGUGGACAAUGGCGUGCUCACCGUCGUCGUGCCCAAGGAGCCCGCGCCUGCCCGGCCCAGGACCAGGCACAUCGCCGUCUCCAGCAAGCUCUGAGACCGAAUUGAGUCUUGGUACUGGAAAGCUCGGUGGCUCCGUUAUUGCGGUGUGAAUUUGUAAAUCAAAGGUGCACGUUCUCACUUGUGAAUUGUGAUGUGUUAAAGGAGCGAAGCGGCAUGGAAUACUACUGUAAAUUGGCUUACUGGAGUCUGGACUACAGUAAUAAUUCUGAAUCGUUGGUUGCGGAUGUGUGAUCAUGUUUGCAUGCUUAUGACAAAAAUAAAUUUACCACAAUGUUAUACGGAGUA
Brachypodium distachyon (stiff brome) is the source of this 829-nucleotide messenger RNA. Its product is annotated as 16.0 kDa heat shock protein, peroxisomal. Lineage: Eukaryota; Viridiplantae; Streptophyta; Magnoliopsida; Poales; Poaceae. The record is from RefSeq and is a predicted model, not a curated record. Bases 144 to 578 code for a protein of 144 amino acids. The transcript has a single exon. Gene Ontology annotation, biological process: protein folding; protein complex oligomerization; response to heat.